CAGAGCUACGGCCAGGCGAAGGUCUGGGAUUGGUGUUGCAAACUAAGUUCUUCCUCCAAGACAAAUCACUCGAUAUCACCCAAGCAUAACGAGCUAGAUCGCCAGCUCUAAGGUUUGCUACAAUCCCCUUCAAGAAGCAACAGGAUCUCGCUUCAUGGCAGGUCCCCAGACAAGUCCACGACCCAAGAUUCCAACUCUAUCCAAGAAACAACACAUCCUCAGUUCAAGACAAGCCCUCGGACAUACCGAAAACCCAAGAUCUCCAACUCCAUCCAAGAAACAACAUAUCCUCAGUUCAUGGCAGGCCCUCAGACAUGUCGACGACCCAAGGCCCCUAGCAAGAAAGCGUCGGUCUCUGCACGAAAUACUGUUCCUAACAAUCCUCCUCAUGGUCGACAUUGAUGUCGAGAAACAUGUCGCUUCACAAGCCAAGGCCACCAGCUGUACAGACAGACUCUUUGGUCCGGGCGAGAUGCUCACAAGAAGAGAGGUCCCUUUACCUUGUAUAACACGACGAAGUCUUGCAGUGCUUUCAGACGGUAUUUCGUUGCUUCUACCCAUUGCCACGUUUCGAUCUUCUGAGACCUUGCCCGCUCUUGUCGUCUUCGUCGCUACUGAUCUGAAUUUGAGCAUCCCGAUCUACAACAGCCUUUCGCACCAGUAUUAUCGCCACAUAUCUCUUCAUACCCCUUCUAACGCUUUUCGAUUUGCCGCUAACACAAGCCCACAGACACGAUCCUCAGACACGACCUAGCUCAUAACUUUUGUUAACACAUACAGCGGGCUUAAAGCUCAGUGCAUUCCACUUAAGCGAUACUGCCUCUUAUUUAUUUAAUCUCUACUAUGCUCUUCAAUAUACUAAAAUUGAAUAGCGAAGACCCCCCGGUACUAUUUCUCACCUACGUACUCGUGGUUCAAAUACCCUUUCAAACCCUGGAUUCUUCGAGGAUAGACCUGACCUGGACACCCAAGGAUGGACCUGGACUGGAUACCAUGGAUGGACCUGGACUGGACACCCACGAACGGACCUGGACUAGACAAAACUAGAUGGACCUGAACGGACGCCCACCCAUAACCCUGCAACGUUAGCUAAUGCAAAUACCAAUGCUAUAGUACACCUGACUUCG
This is a messenger RNA of Emericellopsis atlantica, 1127 nucleotides long. RefSeq lists its product as uncharacterized. The record is from RefSeq and is a predicted model, not a curated record. Bases 155 to 754 code for a protein of 199 amino acids. NCBI's taxonomy places the organism in Eukaryota, Fungi, Ascomycota, Sordariomycetes, Hypocreales, Bionectriaceae. The transcript has 6 exons.